CAACUUACUGUAAAUAAUAUCUACACAGGCCUAUAUAACAGUGCCGCUAAAGUAGUUCUUACUUCCAUUUUUUUUCCUGUAUAGUCCACGAAAGUCGACUUUCUUCUCGUACUAUCAACAAUAAUAUUAUUAUCGUUUUGACCGCGGUCUUGUAUGAAAGAAUUUAAUACUAAAAUAUGUGACCGUGAUUUGGUUAUAUUUUUAUCAUCAGAUCGUGUUUAUCACAACGUGGAAUUGUCCUCCAAAUUUGAAAUAUUCUUAUCAGUCGUCAUAGGUAUUUCCACUUUUCGGCUUUUCACAUCUCGAAGUCGUUUUCUUCGUUUAUACUUUGUUUUCGUGCUACAAUCGGACUGUGUAGGUAAGAUUUUUUAUACGUGUCGUUGAAUUUCAAAGGAAAUUGCUAUUGUCAUGUCGACGAAUGUGUCUUGUCCGGAUUAUGGCAAAGUUUUUAAUGACAAUAUACACGGACACAUUUUGCUCCAUCCGCUAUGUGUGAAAUUCAUCGAUACGCCUGAAUUUCAAAGAUUGCGUAACAUCAAACAGCUCGGUACUACAUAUUUAGUCUACCCAUGUGCAAGCAUUAAUCGAUUUGAACAUUCUAUUGGUGUUUGUUAUUUAGCUGGACAAAUGAUAGAAGCUUUAUGUCAAAAUUCAGGUGAUGAUAUUAAUGUUUCUCCAGAAGAAAAAUUGUGUGUUGAAUUAGCAGGUCUUUGUCAUGAUCUUGGACAUGGUCCUUUGUCUCACAGUUGGGAAAGGUAUCUUAAAGCGUCUGGAGUCAAUUGGAAGCAUGAAGAAAGUUCAACUGAAAUGCUUAAAUAUAUUAUACAGAAGUAUGAUUUAGAAAAAGAGCUUAAAAAGUAUGGACUUAAUGUGGAGUAUCACAUUGAAUUGAUUUGUGAAUUUAUUAGAGGAGAAGGAAAGUUAUUAGAAGUAAACCAUUUCUUAUAUCAGGUUGUAUCAAAUAAAGAUAAUGGCAUUGAUGUUGAUAAAUGGGAUUACUUUUUACGUGAUGGAAAUUGUUUAAAUUUAAGCAUAUCAUUUGAUUAUAAAAGAUUGAUGCAGUUUUCUAGAGUAGUUGUGGAUCCUAAUUCAAACCAACCAAAACAAGUUAUAGCUUUCAGAAAUAAAGAGGCUAGAAACAUAUAUGACAUGUUUAGAGUGAGAUCAGAUUUACAUCUGAGAGCUUACCAACACACAGCAGUUCAAAACACAGAGUUGAUGUGGAUUGAUGUGUUAUUAAAAGCAGAAAAUUAUUUCACUAUACAAAUUCCAUCUGGUACCAAGUUUGGUUUAAAUGAAGCUCAUACAAAUAUUGAAGCAAUGUCUCGUUUAACUGAUCACAUACUGUAUGAUAUUCAGUAUAGCAAUGACCCAAAAUUAGAAGAAGCCAAAAGUUUAUUAAACAGAUUACAUACAAGACAUCUAUAUCAAUUUAUUGGUUCUUAUAAUUUAAUAUUUAUUAACAAAGAAAUUUAUAACAAGUCUAUUGAUGUUGAAAAUUUAAAACAAAAUCUUAAGAAUGAAUUGCAAAAACAAUUUGGUAUUGAAUUUGGCAUUACAGCUACUUGGCUAAAUUGUGGAUAUCCAUUUAUAAAUCCAUUAGAAAAAGUAUUAUUUUUCAAGAAACCAUUAUGUAACAAUACAUCAGUUAUAUUGGAUGAUACACCUUAUCAAAAUGUAUAUCCUAUGAAUGAAUUAGAGUUUUUUAAACGAGAUAUCAAUGUAUUUAGUAAAUCACUUAAAUUAAAUGACAUUCAGCUUAAAGACAUUGAUCUUGCUUGCAAUUCAUUUUUAAAGGAUUUCAGGCCAUAAUUUUCUGGUUCAAGUAUACAUUCAAUUUAAAUACUAUGACUAAACAUUACAUCAGAUCAAAGAAUAUUAAGAUUCAAUAUAUAUUAAUAAUAAGAAUAAAUAAUGUAUUACGCUUACAUUAAGUCAAUAUUGAUUAAAUUAAAUAGA
This is a messenger RNA of Rhopalosiphum maidis (corn leaf aphid), 1959 nucleotides long. It is a transcript of the gene fal, whose product is annotated as deoxynucleoside triphosphate triphosphohydrolase SAMHD1. Gene Ontology annotation, molecular function: dGTPase activity. Lineage: Eukaryota; Metazoa; Arthropoda; Insecta; Hemiptera; Aphididae. The record is from RefSeq and is a predicted model, not a curated record. Gene Ontology annotation, biological process: dGTP catabolic process. Gene Ontology annotation, cellular component: nucleus. The transcript is spliced from 10 exons. Bases 409 to 1812 code for a protein of 467 amino acids.